AUGCCCAGUCCAUUGAUCGUUGAGUGUUAUAGAGAAGCCAAGCGGAUCGGCGAUCACAAGAAGAACAGUGUGGCGAUCCAGCGAGACAUUUGUCUCUUCACCAACACUGUCAAAGCAACUAGUUUUGGAGAGCUGAGCCUUCUGUCCGUUCCCAAGAACGUGGCCGAUCCAUACAUUGAGCCGAUCUCUUGGGGCAGUUUAACUCCCUUCAUCAAGAAUGGGCAUAAUCCAAAGUAUAAGGCCGGAGACAACCUCUCCGCUGCAGCAGCUACGCGCAUCAUUGGCGGAAUGGGUGGUCACUGGACCUGCUGCACACCUCUCGAAGCGGGAGAAUUUGUAGAAUGGGCGUGUACUGCUACAAUGCUGGUCAACGAUCUCGCUGACCCCAGCAAACGGCACGACCGCUUCAAGUUGCGUGCCAAUACUCAGUGUGUCAGGCUAGUCCUGAACAAGGACUCUGGACAGGUCGAAGCAGCCGAACUUGAGGACCUUCUUGGCGCCUAG
Molecule: messenger RNA, 504 nt
Organism: Colletotrichum orchidophilum
Lineage: Eukaryota; Fungi; Ascomycota; Sordariomycetes; Glomerellales; Glomerellaceae
Exons: 5
Coding region: 1-504 (167 amino acids)
Source: RefSeq, a predicted model, not a curated record